This is a messenger RNA of Fusarium redolens, 1575 nucleotides long. Its product is annotated as WD40-repeat-containing domain protein. The coding region runs from base 1 to 1575 and encodes 524 amino acids. The transcript has 10 exons. Gene Ontology annotation, cellular component: ESC/E(Z) complex. NCBI's taxonomy places the organism in Eukaryota, Fungi, Ascomycota, Sordariomycetes, Hypocreales, Nectriaceae. Gene Ontology annotation, molecular function: protein binding; nucleosome binding. Gene Ontology annotation, biological process: negative regulation of transcription by RNA polymerase II. The record is from RefSeq and is a predicted model, not a curated record.
AUGGCUAUCACCGAUGACAAUGCGUUUGAGCUACCCAAGCUUCGUUCCUCGUUCUCCCUAGAAAACGAUACAGAGUUUCUCGAGAAUGACAACGUUGCUGAGUUCUUUGAUGUCAAGUUCUGUCCUUACCAGCCUCUGGAUGCACCACCUGUCUUUGCAGCUAUCAGCAAAAAGCAUGUGGUUAUCUGUACCCUAUCUCAAACAGCUGACAACAACCCAUGCGAAGUCCUCUCAGUGAUCAGAGAUGAUGAUGAAGAGGCUUCCGCAUGCUGUUGUACUUGGACAAAAGAUCCCGUAACAGGAGCCCCCUACCUAUGCAUUGGUGGAGUCGAUGCCAAAGUCAAGAUCUAUGAUGUUGUGAACGGGAAACUAUACAGGUGCCUUACCGGCCACGGAGGUGAUGUCAAUGAUCUAGCAACUUCUCCUGCAGACCCGUCUAUUAUCGCCUCCGCUUCUGGUGACACGAGUAUUCGUGUCUGGAGUAUUGACCCAGUCCACGCCAACCGGCCCUGCUUGGUUAUCCUCGCUGGUGAAGGCCAUUCAUGGGAUCUUCUCAGCUUGGCUUUCCAUGACACUGGCCGGUACAUCCUGUCCGCUGGCCAUGACCAGAUUAUUAACCUGUGGACGCUCCCUGAUCUGCCUACCGAGGCCAUCACUACCCCUGUCCGUGUUCACUACCCUCACUUUUCGACCUCGGCAGUCCACAGUGGUAUCAUCGAUUGCGUGGCAUUCUAUGGUGACUAUAUCCUAUCUAGGGCAUGCCAUGACAAUGUUAUCUCGCUUUGGAGAAUAGAGGGUUUCUCUUCCUCAAAUCCUCCCCCUCCCCAGAGUAUGGCGCCGACAGCUCAGACAACUGUUCCAACCAAUUACGACGAGGCGAGCCGUCUCACACGUUCAGCGUUUGUUCCAACGAUGUCUCCGCAGUGUCCCUCUCAGUAUACUAUGCUGCUCCAGUUCCAUACUCCCAACUGUGGCCCGCAGUUCUUCAUGCGUUUUAAGUUACAUUUUGUGCCGGAUCAGCAUCCAGUUUUGGCAUUUUGUAAUGCAGGUGGAAACGUUUUCUUUUGGGAUUUCGAACGCUUGUUAGCGUACCGAGAGUUUAUGGAAGUGCUCAAGGACCCAAACAGGGACAGGAGUAAACCAGUCCCCCAUCCAAGUUGGAUGAGGCUUGUGAAGGGUCGACCACCCAAGACGGACUCUAAUAAAGGCCGGAACGGAGGGGCCGACAAGGACAUUCCAAGCGCCUUCCGAGCAGACGCAAUCAGGCUGAGUGAAGAGAUUGGUGACUAUAACGCAGAGACCCUAGAGACCUGGGCGUCGAGGUACAGUCAAGAGGAUCCUCAUGAGCCGUUGAAGGCACAUAAGACGGAGUCUUCAUCUGCCAAUUUUGUGGGUCGACAGGCAGCCUGGAGUCCCGGAGGAGAGUGGUGUGUCGUGGUGGGAAGCUCGAAUCAGGCAUUGAUCCUCCAGCGCUGGGCUAACAAGGGUUCGACAUCAAGAGCAUCUGCCUCUGCCUCUGUAUCUGCCCCUCCGUCCGCUCCCCCAUCUGCCUCUAUCCAAAACGGCACGAGUUAG